This is a messenger RNA of Marasmius oreades (fairy-ring Marasmius), 2533 nucleotides long. RefSeq lists its product as uncharacterized. The transcript is spliced from 17 exons. The record is from RefSeq and is a predicted model, not a curated record. The coding region runs from base 875 to 2434 and encodes 519 amino acids. NCBI's taxonomy places the organism in Eukaryota, Fungi, Basidiomycota, Agaricomycetes, Agaricales, Marasmiaceae.
CAAUUGACAAGUGCUGGCAAUCUCGAUUCUGAAUCGGGGUCCGACAAGUCUUUGCUUUCCAAACAGUGUUGAACUUGAAGUCACUACCUCAAUCAGCGGAAACUGUCUCUGUGUGGGGUCGGGUAGGACGAAAUUCUUCCCAAUAAAAAUUUCAGCCUACGACAGGAUGAAAAUAGUCCAUUUGGCUAUUUUUUUAUCGGAACAGCCGUGAAGCCUGUGCAUUGGAUAUUUUGGCCGACACUGUAUCCUUCCGUCACCCAGUCAUCAACAAUCUGAGAUCGCGUCUGGCGCAGCAACCAAUAAGUACUUGGGGCCGUUGUAAUAAUGAAGGUAACGUAUCGACCACACGUAUCGACCAAGUCGUUACCAGUCUUCCAUCUAAACUGUGUACUUAAACCCACGAACCUUUCCUCGUCAAUUCUACGUCUUCAACGACAUGCACCUACUUUAGAUAUCAGGGAGGGCUCCGCCGCGACUCAAUUGGCUACCAGGAACCUAUGCUAAUAGCUGUGGUGUAGGUCUUGUAAACCAUGAGCAGUGCAGGUUCAUGUUCAGUCUUUAGUCAAUCAUUAUGUGAGUGUCCGAACUGCGCAUCCACACGGUCCGAUGGGCACUGUCUCUACAAUCUCCAAUCAGACUAACCGAUGACGGUUUCACGGUAAAACCUCGAUUACACGAUAUCUGUGCUAUCCUCGUCGAGCUCUCAAAUCGACUCCUCAUAUCGCUUAUUGCAAUUCCGUGAGAUACUGUCACGACUUGGUCACAACCGCUACAAUUACGCCUCGACCUCGGAUAUCUGUGUCGACAUUUACUAGGACCGGUUUUUACUUAGCCCGCAGCAUUUAUAUACCAGCAUGUCCGCCCUUUCUUUCCGAUGAGCUCCCUCCUCCUGUCCGAAAGGCACCCAAUAAUCCGAUAUUCUUCAAUGCAGCCUUCCCCCACCAACAUCGACAACGCCGAGAAGGGAGUUCACUCUCUUGAACACCCUCUUCAGCCGACGGGACCAUCUGUAUCCAUCACGCCUGCCAAUCCCGUUCUUAUCAAGUCAGAUUCCCACAGAAUCAUCGACCCCGCCUUGGGCACCAGAGCACCAACGUCUAGGAUUACUAUCCUUCCCAUCAAGCCCUCUAAAUCGUCCCGUUCGAAGCGAAAGGCCAGUCGCUGGCUCUCUUUUAGACUUUGGUUCAACACUUACCGUAAAUUCUAUACUCUCGUAGUAUUGCUUAACAUUGUCGGCCUUGUUCUUGCUGCUCUCGGGAGGUGGCACUAUGCACGCCAGUACAUCGGCGCUUUUGUACUGGGAAAUCUCCUUACUGCCAUCCUUGUUCGCAAUGAGCUGUUCGGAAGGCUGCUGUAUCUCAUUGUCAACACCCUCUUUGCAAAGUGGCCUCCCCUUUGGUUUCGGCUGGGAUGUACUUCCGUCUUACAACAUCUAGGCGGAAUACAUUCGGGCUGUGCGACAUCAGGAUUUCUCUGGAUCAUUUUCAAGGUGAUCACCAUUUUCAUUGACCACAGAAACAACAGCAGCGCCGUUCUGGUGAUGAGCGUAUUCACCAGCCUUGCGAUUGCCGUUUCUAUUAUAUCUGCCUUUCCCUGGGUCCGCAAUACCCAUCACAAUGUGUUCGAACGCCACCACCGUUUUGUCGGAUGGUUGGGAUUAAUGUUCACCUGGGUUUUCGUUGUCCUUGGAGAUAGUUAUGAUCUGAACACCCGAUCGUGGAAUCCUGACGGCUUGAGGGUCUUAAAGCAGCAGGACUUCUGGUUUGCGUUCGGGAUGACUGUCUUCAUCAUUAUCCCGUGGUUAACUGUCCGGGAAGUCAAGGUCGAAGUAGAAAUUCCGUCUCCGAAGGUCGUCAUACUCAAAUUUGAGCGUGGAAUGCAACAGGGCCUCCUCGCCAGAAUCUCGCGGAGUAGUAUCAUGGAAUACCAUGCCUUCGGAAUAAUCUCUGAGGGUGUCAGCUCCGAAGAUCAUUACCUGAUAUGUGGUGUCCAAGGAGAUUUUACGAAGGGACUCGUCGACAAUCCCCCGACUCAUAUAUGGACUCGUCAACUGAAGUUUGCUGGCGUAUCGAACACAUCCGUUAUUUACAAACGAGGAAUUCGCGUUUGUACAGGGACAGGUUUGGGCGCAGCACUAUCAACGUGUCUACAGAGCCCCGAUUGGUAUCUAAUUUGGAUAGGUUCGGACCAAGAGAAGACAUUCGGGCCAACAAUUUCGGCCCUUAUACACGACAAGUUGCAAGGACGUGUGACUCUAUGGGACUCUAGAAAGAGAGGUGGACGACCCGACACAAUGAGGCUGAUUGAAGAGACAUAUGUGUCGUGGAAUGCGGAAGUGGUAUUUAUAACUUCAAACUGGGCGGGGAACCGGGAGAUGAUGGAAGGGUGUAAGAAAGCAGACAUCCCAGCUUUUGGAACCUUGUGGGACUUCUAAGUUCAACGCUAUGAUUGAGGUCGUCAGUUUAUUGGGCAGGGGUUGUGUAUUUUUUAUCGCAAUUUGCAUAAACAUUUGUAGCACUCCUUGGCAUAAUUU